Molecule: messenger RNA, 540 nt
Organism: Aspergillus calidoustus
Lineage: Eukaryota; Fungi; Ascomycota; Eurotiomycetes; Eurotiales; Aspergillaceae
Source: the annotation of a GenBank genome assembly
AUGGAAAACACACUCCCUUUCCUGUAUGCCGCCGCGACGGGCGAUGCCGCGGCCCUUGAGCGCGAGUACGCAACGAACCACAGCGUUCUCUCUGCACGCAACCCGGAAGGGCGAACCGCCCUCCAUCUCGCCGCGCUCCACGGCCACCCGCAAAUCCUCCGCCUGCUGCUCGGCUACGGCAUGUGCGCCGCCAUCACCGACACCCACGGCCAGUCAGCCCUGCACCUCGCAGCGCAGGGCUCAUCCACAGAGGCCGUCGAGAUCCUCCUCAAGGACGGCUCAGGCUGCUCAACCCGCGACAACGAUGGCAAGACUGCCCUCGCAUACGCAUACCAGAACCCGUGCAGCGACAUCCUCACCCUGUUCAUGGACUACGCCCCGAACUGCGGCGUAGGCUGUUCGCUGACUCCAGCCAUUGUCCUCGGGUCUCGCCGUGGAUCGAAUACCCAGACGAACGAUGCCGCCGCUGUCCCCUGUGCACGCCCGGCGCCGGGGCCUCCCAAAAGCUCCGGCUGCGGCGGCGCCGUCAAAUGCAAAUAA